UGAAUGCUGUAAACCCCGUGGUUCCUUCAGGUCGCUGUUGCUCUGCGUAUUUCACUCUGUUAACAAUAUUUGUUGUCAGUCAUGGGGAAGUCAUUUGCUAAUUUUAUGUGUAAGAAAGAUUUUCAUCCAGCUUCGAAGUCAAAUAUAAAAAAGGCAUGGAUAGCCGAACAGAAACUGACUUUCGAGAAGAGGAAGCAAGAAGAUCUUAUGCAGGCAUACCUGAAAGAACAGGACACUUACAACAACAGGCUGUUGAUGGGGGAUGAUCGUGUUAAAAAUGGCCUCAAUUUUAUGUAUGAGGCUCCACCUGGAGCAUCGAAGGAGGAGAAGAAGGAGGAGGGAGGAGAAGAAGAAUACAAAUUUGAGUGGCAGAAAGGAGCCCCUCGAGAAAAGUAUGCAAAGGAUGACAUGAAUAUUCGAGAUCAACCCUUUGGAAUCCAGGUGCGCAACGUGAGAUGCAUCAAGUGUCACAAGUGGGGUCAUGUGAACACGGACAGGGAGUGCCCCCUGUUUGGACUGUCGGGCAUCAAUGCUAGCUCUGUGGCCUCAGAGGACACUGCAGGUCCGUCGAUGCACCCCUCCGAGUUAAUGGCCGAGAUGCGAAACAGUGGGUUUGCCCUGAAAAAAUGUGUCCUUGAUAGGAAUUCUACUGUUUGUGAUCCAUCACAGGAAUAUGUUGCCAGUGAAGAAGAAGAAGAUCCUGAGGUGGAAUUUCUGAAGUCUUUAACGACUAAACAAAAACAGAAACUCCUCAGAAAACUGGACCGGUUAGAAAAACAGAAGGGAAAGAAAAAGAAGAGCAAAAAACAGAAGAAGAAGGGCAAAAAGAAGCACAAGAAAAAGCAGGAUAGCAGUGAGAGCUCGAGUGAAUCGUCCGAUGCCAGCAGCGGCAGUGAUAGUGACUCGGACUCAGACAAGGGCAAGUCCAAGAGUCAAAGGAGAAAUAAUAAUAAGAAGAAAGAAGAUUCCUGUCGGGAUAACAGCUCUGACAACGAGCGGCGAAUCAAGAGUCAGAAAAAGGCCUCCUCUCACAGGAGCAGGUCACCGAGCCCCCACGCUGGACAUAAGCGGCCUAAAGAGGAGUCUGGAGAUUAUAGACAAAGAAGGACAGAGAGGCGAAGGAGCUGGAGUCGGAAUCGCAGCCCCGAGAACAAGAUCACGGCGGAGGGAGGUCAAGAGAGGAGGAGGUGCGACAGCAGGGGCAGCCAGACAGCCAGCAGCUCCAAGGAUGGGUUGGACAGAAGUGGAAGCCGUGAGAGAGGCAGGCAGGACCGAGGUAAAGACAGACGUCACAGCGGAGACGGUGAGCGGAGCAGAAGAAGCACAGAAGGAAACAAAGGCAGGACAGCUGAGAGGAGGAGCAGAAGCAGAGAGAGGAGAGAUGAAAGAGAGGACAGGCGGAGGAGCAGGAGUAGAGACGGAAGUAGAAGACGGCACUGACAUUUUAUUUUUUCAUUUACUUUUUCCUCUUUUAAUCCAAAAGCAAAACUAGCUGCAUGAAACUGAUGCUUUUGUUUUUUGUUUAAUGACUUUGAAAUGUUAGAAAUUCUGUUGGAUCUGCUUAAAAUGUUGCAGGACAGAUGGUGUGUCGGUCUCACUUCCCUCCAGCAGGGGGCAGCAGUGAACAGCAAAUACCUGCAGCUCCGGGUUCUGAAGGGAUUUAAUCCUGAGUAAAAAUAUAUAAAUCAAUUACCAUUAGAAACAAUUAGCCGCUCAUCUGUUUAUAGAGAAAUGUUGAGAUUAUUUUCACUCAGUGGAUCAAAAAUAUGACGA
Molecule: messenger RNA, 1773 nt
Organism: Nematolebias whitei (Rio pearlfish)
Lineage: Eukaryota; Metazoa; Chordata; Actinopteri; Cyprinodontiformes; Rivulidae
Gene: cirsr
Product: corepressor interacting with RBPJ, CIR1
Exons: 10
Coding region: 82-1440 (452 amino acids)
Biological process (GO): negative regulation of DNA-templated transcription
Cellular component (GO): nucleus
Molecular function (GO): transcription corepressor activity
Source: RefSeq, a predicted model, not a curated record